UUGUUGUUCGCGUAACCCUGACUUUUGACAAUUCUUUUACGUCAGCUUUCAUUUCCGUAUAGGUCAUUGAAUAGCAUCGUUGCGACACGACAACAAGAAAAAUGGCCAAAACUAAGGGCGAGAAAAUCAACAAAUCUGCCAUCAAUGAGGUAGUGACCCGCGAGUGCACCAUCCAUUUGGCCAAGCGUGUGCACAACAUUGGAUUCAAGAAGCGCGCCCCACGCGCCAUCAAGGAAAUCCGCAAGUUUGCCGAGCGUGAGAUGGGCACCAAUGAUGUGAGAAUUGAUACACGUCUUAACAAGCACAUCUGGUCCAAGGGUAUCAGAUCCACACCAUUCCGUGUGCGUGUCCGUUUGGCGCGUCGUCGCAACGAUGAUGAGGAUUCCCCCAACAAAUUGUACACCUAUGUGACAUAUGUGGCGGUGCCCACCUUCAAGAACCUGCAAACUGAGAAUGUUGAAUCCAGCGACGAUUAAACACAUCCCCCCAAAAACACAGUUAUUGAAAUUUGCAUUCAAUAAAAAGUAAAUUUUUAUUUAGAAAAACAAACAAGAAAUAACAAUAACAACUGGAGGAAAAGUUAACAAGAA
This is a messenger RNA of Drosophila willistoni, 590 nucleotides long. It is a transcript of the gene RpL31, whose product is annotated as 60S ribosomal protein L31. The record is from RefSeq and is a predicted model, not a curated record. Gene Ontology annotation, molecular function: structural constituent of ribosome. Bases 102 to 476 code for a protein of 124 amino acids. Gene Ontology annotation, biological process: cytoplasmic translation. The transcript is spliced from 3 exons. Gene Ontology annotation, cellular component: cytosolic large ribosomal subunit; ribosome. Lineage: Eukaryota; Metazoa; Arthropoda; Insecta; Diptera; Drosophilidae.